Molecule: messenger RNA, 2535 nt
Organism: Cuscuta campestris
Lineage: Eukaryota; Viridiplantae; Streptophyta; Magnoliopsida; Solanales; Convolvulaceae
Source: the annotation of a GenBank genome assembly
CGAACUCCAGGUUCUUUGUGGUGAAAUCUUUCAACUACUUUGCGAAGAUCAUGUCGCAAUCAACAUCGAGCAGUUCCGUCACAAUCACAGGUGUUUCUUCGGAGGAUCGGUUUCGGUCAGUGAACAGCAUGGCAUCCGGCGAUUCUUCUACAUCUACCUCUAGCAUCACUCAGGCGUUUCAUUUUUCUUCCGGGAAUCCUCGUAUCGAAGAAAACAGGGGCGUGAUGCAUUUCUUCCGUAAUGAUGCCGUCUCAUCUCCUUCUGAGUUGCCUGCUGAAAGAAAACCUCUUCUCUGUGUGCUGGGGGUACCCAAUCACAUGACUUAUUCAGACUUCUGUCAGUUUUGUGGUUCAUUUGUGCAACAUAUGCUAGAAAUGCGAAUCGUCAGGAAUGAAGGAAUAGAAGACAGAUAUAGUAUAUUGAUAAGGUUUGAUGAUCAAAAUUCUGCUGACUCUUUCUACAAACAUUUUAGUGGUAGACAUUUCUCGUCUCUUGAGGAAGAAGCCUGCUGUGUGCUUUUCACAGGUGAUGUACAUUACACUGGAUCAAUUGACCAUUUGCAGAUAUCUCCUCCAAGCACUAUAGAGCAGCCUUCAUGUCCAGUCUGUCUAGAGCGACUGGACAUGGACACAAGUGGGAUUUUAACAACAAUUUGCAAUCAUUCUUUUCAUUGUUCUUGUAUCUCCAAAUGGACAGAUUCUUCUUGCCCGGUGUGUCGAUAUUGCCAGCAGCAGCCGGAGAAAUCAAUAUGUAUUAUUUGUCAAACAUCCGAUAAUCUCUGGAUGUGUGUUAUAUGUGGUUUUGUUGGUUGUGGAAGAUAUAAAGAUGAACAUGCUAAAAGGCACUGGAAAGAAACACACCAUUGCUAUGCACUUGAAUUGGAAACAAGACGUGUCUGGGACUAUGCUGGAGACAACUAUGUUCACCGAUUAAUUCUAUCUAAGACUGAUGGGGAAUUGGUUGAGUUGAACCACCAUUGUGUACACAGGAGUGAAGGUUGUUAUAAUUGUGAAUGUGGCGUUGAUCCUGCAUUUAGUGAAGCUCUUCAAAAUAGCAAAGUUGAAGCUAUCGUCAAUGAGUAUAAUGAGCUCCUGACAACACAACUUGAGAACCAGAAAGUGGUAUCUUUAAUUUAGCACCAAAUUGAGCUUAUUUUUUACUCUCUCUGUCCGGUUUUAAUUGUCAGCUUUCUAAAAUAACACAAAUGUAAAGAAUGAUGUUGAAAUAACAAAAAAACUCUAUGAAUUUGCUUAUCAUUUAUUGAUGAAAACAAUGCUAAUACUCCCUCCGUUCUAUAAAAGUGUUCCUAUUUUGACUUUGUGUAAAAAUAAGAAAGUGUUAAAUUAUAGUUGACUUCCAAUUUUGCCCUUGAUGUGAUGGAUAAAAGUAAGAUGUGAUGGAUUGAGUAUUAGAGAAAAAGUAUGAUGUGAUAGGUAGGGUAUGAAAAAGUAAGGGUAAAAAUGGUUUUUUAAUAGAAAGUAGAAGUGUUUUGUUGGAAGUAAGAAAAAUGGAAGAGGAAGAGUUUUUGAGAACGGAGGGAGUAUGAUAUUUGGGGGAUAUUUUAGAUAAUUUCCUAUUAUUUAUUUACUUAAGCUGGAAAGUGGACAGUAAAUUCUUGUCGCCCCAAAAAAGAAAAGUAGACAACUAAAUCAGGACGGAUGGAGUUCACACCUUUAGUUAGCUCUGAUUAACUUCAAUGAAUGCUUUGGAUAAGGACAAGUAUCACUUUCAAUUGCUGUAGUAACAGCCUGCUUUUACCUUAGUACUUUGAGUCUUUACUACAAGAGGUUGAAGAAGAAAGUGAAAGGGACACUUUAGAAGCUGUUGAGAAAGCUCUAAAACAGAAUCCUAGGCUGAUUAAGAUGCAGACACGGUUGGACAAAUGCACCAAAGAGAAGAAAUUUCAGGACGAUAUCUAUGAAAAUCUUUUCAGAAACCAGACAAUAUGGGAAACCAAAUUAGUUGAAAUGGAGGAAAGGGAACACAAGCUCCGGAAGCUGAAAGACCAGAAGAUUAGUGAUUUGGAGGAAGAGCUUAUGAAUUUGAUGGCAUGCUUAGAAUCAAUGAAUACAAUGCCACAGCUGCCACUAUCAGACUAAACUGGCAAGGAUGUGCCAAAAUUUGGAUCACUUUCAUGAGAGGCCAUUCAUGCCCCCUAGUGCCAAUGACUACUUCAGCUUUUACUCAUUCUGGUGCUGAAAUGGCAUAUGAAUAUCAGGUCCAUUGUGUUGCACCAAUGGAACAUAACAUUAAAACAAUGAGAUUCUCUCCAAAACAAAUGACCAAAGGUAUGACAGACAUAUUUUCUGGUCAAUGGGCUUUUGAUACUCUGUGAUAUGCAAUCAUGUGUAUAUUGGGGUCAGAAUUUAGCAUUGUUAGGAUGACAAUGUUUUCUGCACAACAAGUUCUACAUAAACUGGCACACCAUCACACUAUUUUUUAUUGUUAUAGUCAUUUGUCUUGUUUACGUAAUACUCUUCUUUGUUUGCUCACAGAAUGGAUGGAUAUUUGUGAGAAUACAUGUUUGUGUAUGUG